AUGGCUGAAGCUGAACUUACUAGAAUGAGUAAUGCCGCACAGAGUAAGCAACGGAAAAAAAAUUUGGAAACACCUGUUGACCUACAACAGUACGCAUCAGCUACUUUAGGAAGUAGCAAUUUACGUGAUGCUGUUAAACUGCCUAACGGCGAGAAUCUGAACGAGUGGAUUGCAGUUAACAUACUGGACUUCUUUAACCAAAUCAGUAUGCUCUAUGGCACAAUAACUGAGCAUUGUACUUCCCUCUCCUGCCCAAAAAUGUGCGCCGGACCUCUUUACGAAUAUUUUUGGUCUGAUGAAGCUAAGGCAGUGUCCUGCUCAGCUCCUGUAUAUAUUGAUUACCUGUUUGCAGCAGUACGAGAACAGUUAGAUGAUGAAAAUAUAUUCCCUUCACAAGUUGGUGUACCAUUUCCACCAAACUUUAUGCAUGUUGCAAAAACAAUAAUGAGGAGGUUGUUUCGUGUUUAUGCUCAUAUCUAUCACCAACAUUUGGACUUAAUAGAGCAAUUGAAAGAACUUGAACAUCUGAACACUAGUUUUAAGCACUUUAUGUUAUUCGUUCACGAGUUCGAUCUUAUUGAAACAGAACAUCUUGCGCCUUUGAAGGAGUUUAUUGAUGUUCUUGCUCCUAACCGUGAAUCUGGUUCCAAUAUCUAA
Molecule: messenger RNA, 657 nt
Organism: Enterobius vermicularis (human pinworm)
Lineage: Eukaryota; Metazoa; Nematoda; Chromadorea; Rhabditida; Oxyuridae
Source: the annotation of a GenBank genome assembly